Artibeus jamaicensis (Jamaican fruit-eating bat) is the source of this 1767-nucleotide messenger RNA. It is a transcript of the gene KXD1, whose product is annotated as KxDL motif containing 1. Gene Ontology annotation, biological process: lysosome localization. The transcript is spliced from 5 exons. Gene Ontology annotation, cellular component: BORC complex. The record is from RefSeq and is a predicted model, not a curated record. Lineage: Eukaryota; Metazoa; Chordata; Mammalia; Chiroptera; Phyllostomidae. Bases 98 to 712 code for a protein of 204 amino acids.
GGUGCUGCUGCCACCGACGCCGGGCCAAGUUCUGGGUGGGCCUGGGGCCGCCGGUACAGCUGGGGAGUCAGGCCAGGCAGCGGAGGAGGAGGAAGAGAUGGACCCCCCGGACUCGGCCUCGAGGGUCUUCUGCAGCCGCAUCCUGAGCAUGGUGAAUGUGGAUGACGUCAAUGCCAUAAUCCUGGCUCAGAAGAACAUGCUGGACCGCUUUGAGAAGACCAAUGAGAUGCUGGCAAACUUCAACAACCUAUCAAGUGCCCGCCUGCAGCAAAUGAGUGAGCGCUUCCUGCACCACACGAGGACCCUGGUGGAGAUGAAGCGGGACCUGGACAGCAUCUUCCGCAGGAUCAGGACACUGAAAGGGAAGCUGGCCAGGCAGCACCCAGAGGCCUUCAGCCCGACUAAGCCCACUCCUGCCUGGGCCUCCUUUCCCCAGACAUCCCGGAAGCAUCCCUCCUGGAGGACGACGAUGAAGACCCCAUUCCGCCCAGCACCACAACCACCAUUGCCACCUCGGAACAGAGCACAGGCUCCUGUGACACCAGCCCAGACACCAUCUCGCCCUCUUUCAGCCCUGGCUUUGAGGACCUGUCCCACGUCCAGCCUGAUUCCCCUGCCAUCAAUGGCCACAGCCAGACGGAUGACAAGGAGAUACAGGGUGAAUAGCCCUGCUCCCAGCUCAGAGGGGUCACAGGGCUCUCCAGGUGUCUGAGGUGGUAGUGGGUAACCCUGCCUCCAGACGGUCAGCUUUGCCAUCCUAUUCUGUCACGCAGGGCACUCUGGGAGACAAGGCUGCCUCCCAGGGGUGUGGAAUUCCUGAGGGUCUGUCAUUCCCACUCCUUCCUCACUGAGAGCAUCUCUCUCCUUCAGACCCUCUUCCGGGCCAGGGGAUGAGCAGUCAUUUGGAGUCAAUGGGCUGGGCACAAGGAAGCUUUUUCAGAGCCAGGGCUGAGGUCUGCUCUGAACAACACUUAAAGGUUCCCAAAGACAAAAGCCAGAUAUCCCGUCUCAGCGCCCCCAGUCAGGACCUCCUUGAGGUGGGCAAGCACUAUCAUGUCUGAGUUCACCACACCCCCUUCCUGCACAUAUAGUUCUGGUGUCCCUGUCCCUUCCUCCAAUGAAAGUAUUAAAUACUUUCUCAAAUCGGUAUCUCAAGGCUUCUGAAACAAUUGUAGAAAGCUCACAAAAGAACCUGCUCCUCAAUCCACUGAACCCCAAGCGUGAUAAGGCCCAUGUCUGUCUGACUAGAGAAGUGGAUGGACCCUGAGGGCCCUGCAGGCUUCUCCCAGGGCCUCCAUGAAGCAAGCCAAGCCACCUUGGAAAACAGAAAUUAAUGGAAUAUUUUUGUAUUUGAUGUUUACAGAUGCUGUUGGGGAGUUAUUAAUAAAAAGACUCCAUUACUAAAAAGAAAAGGAUGUACCUAGCAGUGGCUUUUCCCCAUGGUCGGGUCCAUCGGCUCAGAAAGGGGAGAAGUGCUGGGUGUAGGAGGGACAGGAUGGGGUACACACAGCCAGGCACCACUGAAUUAGAAAGAUGUGGCUGCCCUUGGUGGGAAUCUCAGGUGGUGGCAGCCAUAAUAACCCAAAUUCCUAUCAUUGUUGCUCACAACACUUCCCUUACCUCAGAGACUUUUCAACCUUUUUCAUUUCAUGGCACACAUUAAUUAAUAAAAUUACACAGCACAUCAGAAAAUAUAUAUUUUUUUGCCUGACCCCCCCAAAAGGUGUAAUUUUGAUUCAUUCACACUGGACAACUAUUUUGUUGGCU